AUGCCUCCUAUUGUGCCGCUGGUUCUACUGACAUCCACGUGGUUGGCAGGGGCAAGCGGAACUCGCAAAUACAAUGCGUGUUCCAUCAUCGAGGGCGGAAAUUACCAUGCAGACUCAGGCGCCCUUAAUACUUCCGCUGAGAGAUAUUUGUAUGAAUAUUGUAACGCUCAUCAUAUUAGCCUUUCAACUGGGGUGUCCGGUACGGCCCUCAAGGAAAACAAGUGCUGCAGGGUGUGUUGCAACAUAACCGUGUAUCUCCCACCUUACGCAAAGCACCUCCUCUUUGACCAGAAAGCACCGUAUGGAUUUCCGUGUGGUGAUAACAAGAUUUGUGACAAGAAACAAAUGUGCAUUCCGAAGCCCAACGGAACAAUAGAAAUAGAAGAAACAGUUACACGUGACUGGAACAAUUUUGUAAAUCAUACUGAGUGGGUUUCUGGCCCUUCGAAAAAGUAA
This is a messenger RNA of Ixodes scapularis (black-legged tick), 456 nucleotides long. RefSeq lists its product as uncharacterized. The coding region runs from base 1 to 456 and encodes 151 amino acids. Lineage: Eukaryota; Metazoa; Arthropoda; Arachnida; Ixodida; Ixodidae. The transcript has 4 exons. The record is from RefSeq and is a predicted model, not a curated record.